Molecule: messenger RNA, 393 nt
Organism: Sphaeroforma arctica JP610
Lineage: Eukaryota; Ichthyosporea; Ichthyophonida
Exons: 1
Coding region: 1-393 (130 amino acids)
Source: RefSeq, a predicted model, not a curated record
AUGUGCUACAGCGCAUUGUCAGGUAAUGAAGAACGUGUUGAGGAGAUGCAUAAGGAGGAUGAGCUGGACCUGGUUGAGGAGCAUAUUCUACCGAGGAUUCCAGAUGUGUUAGCACCAGUGGAAUUACCGGUGGGUGAUAUAGACCCGGGCAAGAUGUGUAAGGACUUUCAGUCGUUUGAUGAAGGGCCGUUGCGAGCGUUGAGCAAGGAUAUUGGAGUUCCGCAGGCUGACAUUGAAGCCAUGGUGGUAGCUAUAAAGUCUAUUGCGUAUGACAAAGAUAACCCGACAUUUGUGAACUUGCCAGAUGUUGAGCUGCGGGUGCGUACUGAUGCGGUACCGCUACCAUAUGUACAAUUACAAGGAUAUGGAUGCUCAGGAGGUCCUAAAGGUUAA